AAGAAACCAGGGCAUCAAAGGUGCCCUUCACUUUUACUUUCCUGACAGACAAAAUGAUUAAAAAAGAGAGGAGCGUGUGUCAACAGACUCGGGCCCUUCUGCACAAGAAUUUUCUCAGAAAAUGGAGAAUGAAAAAAGAGAGCGUGUUGGAGUGGACCAUGGUGCUCUUCCUGGGGCUCGCUCUCUGCCUCUUUGCAGAGCUCUUCAGAGCUACUCAUUUCCUGGAACAGCCGCCUCGGGUCCUGGGACGUGUGGAUGAGUUUAACGACUCCGACCCGGUGCUGGUGGCCUACACCCCGGUCACUAACGUGACCCAGAGCAUCAUGGAUAAGGUGGCUGCAGCUGCCUUCAUGAAAGGAAGAACAGUCCUUGGGAUCCCUAAUGAAGACGCCAUGGACAGAGUGCGCCCAAGGAACGACUCUGAGAUGGUGGGAAUUGUGUUCAACGACACUUUCUCAUACCGGCUGAAGUUCAGCUGGGGACACAGGGUCCCGGUCGUAAGAGAGCACUUCGAGUACUCGGACCACUGUUGGGCUCUCCGUGAUGAAGCUUUCUGUCUGUUGUCAAUAUACUGGCAAAACGGGUUUGUGGCUUUUCAAACUGCGAUCAAUGCUGCAAUUAUACAAGUCACCACGAAUCAUUCUGUUAUGGAAGAGUUGACAUCAGUUGUUGGAAUAAAUAUGAGGACGCCCCCUUUCAUUUCUAAGGGAGAGAUUAUAAACGAGUGGUUCAUUUUCAUCUGUAUUGUUUACUUCUCCCCUUUUGUGUAUGUUGCAUCGUUAAACAUCACAAAGGAACGGAAAAAAUUUAAGAAGCUGAUGACAGGGAUGGGUCUGCAGCAGUCAGCAUUUUGGCUCUCCUGGGCGCUGAUGUAUGCUGGCUUCGUCUCUGUUGUAUCCAUUUUCAUGACUCUGGUUAUAAAAUUAUUCCAAAUGAUUAUCCUUACUGGCUUCAUGGUGGUAGUCACGCUUUUCACCCUGUAUGGCCUGUCUUUGAUAGCACUGGCUUUCCUCCUCUGCGUGCUGAUAAAGAGACCCAUCCUGACGGGCGUGGUUGCCUCUCUCUUCACUGUGUUUUGGGGCUGUCUGGGCUUCACUGCAUUGUACAGACAACUCCCGUCGUCACUGGGAUGGGCUUUAUGUCUGUUUAGCCCUUUUGCCUUCACUGCUGGGGUGGCUCAGAUUUCGCAUCAAGAGUAUCACGUGAGUGCUGUUGUUUUCCCCGAUCCCUCUGGGGAGUCAAACACAAUGAUACUGGUUUUCUUCCUUCUGGCAUUUGACACUCUGCUCUAUUUGACAUUAACAUUAUAUUUUGAGCACAUUUUGCCUGAUGAAAACGGCCAGCGGCGUUCACCACUGUUUUUCCUGAAGUCUUCCUUUUGGUCCCAACACAAAAGCACUCACCGUGAAGUCUUCGGGAAUGAAAUGAAUUCUGAGCUCUCCUGCGGUGAUUCUUUCGAGCCAGUGUCUCCAGAGUUCCACGGAAAAGAAGCCAUAAGAAUCAGAAAUCUUAAAAAAGAAUAUAAAGGAAAGCCUGGAAAAGUAGAAGCAUUGCAAGGCCCGCUUCAUUGCAGUAUAAUCCGAAGUCUAACUUUCAGAUUUUAUCCGGAGACAGGCAUAUGUCUUGACGUCUAUGAAGGCCAGCUCACGGCGAUUCUUGGACACAGCGGAGCUGGCAAGUCCUCGUUGCUGAGCAUCCUUGGCGGCUGGUCUGCUUGUACCGAAGGAUCUGCCACUAUUUAUAACACCCAACUCUCUGAAAUAAUGGACAUGGAAGAAAUCAGAAAUUACACUGGAUUUUGUCCACAAUUUAAUAUCUACUUCGAUUUUCUUACUGUGAGAGAAAACCUCAGGCUGUUUGCUAAAAUAAAAGGGAUUCCAGCAAAAGAAGUGGAACAAGAGGUAAAAGGCAUAGUGAUGGAAUUAGACAUGCACGAUAUUCAAGAUGUCGUUGCUAAAGAAUUAAGCGGUGGACAGAAGAGAAAACUCACGUUUGGGAUUGCCAUUUUAGGAGAUCCUCAGGUUUUGCUCCUGGACGAGCCAACUGCUGGACUGGACCCUUCCUCAAGGCACCUCGUGUGGAACUUCCUGAAGGAGCGGAAAACCAACCACACGGUCCUUUUUACUACCCAGUUCAUGGACGAGGCUGACAUCCUGGCUGAUAGGAAAGUGUUUCUGUCUAAUGGGAAGCUCAGAUGCGCAGGGUCGUCUUUGUUCCUGAAGCGGAAAUGGGGUAUUGGAUAUCAUUUAAGUUUACACAGGAAUGAAAGGUGCAAUACAGAGAGAAUCACCUCCCUCAUCACACAGCACAUCUCAGACGCCAAGUUGACAGCGGAAAGUGAAGAAAAGCUUGUGUAUACUUUGCCAUUGGAGAGAACAGACAGGUUUCCAGAUCUUUGCAGAGACCUUGAAAAUUCUUCUGACCAGGGCAUAAUGAAUUUUGGUGUUUCCAUGACAACUCUAACCGAAGUAUUCUUGAACCUAAAAGGCAGAUCAGCAAUUGAUGAGCCAGAUCCCCGUGUCGGGGCCCCGGCGGGAAUCGUCGUGACCCCCGACCCUGGAGCGCAGUCCGAUGUCCCUCAGGCUCUUCGUUCCCUUCCUGAAGUGAAAACGGCCGCCAGCUCCGCAGCUCUGUGGAGGCGCCAAGUCUGUGCGGUGGCGAGACUCCGCUUCUUAAAGUUGCGGAAUGAGAGGAAGGUCUUCCUGUCCUUGUUAGUGGUGUUCGGAAUUGCUUUAAUCCCCACUGUCUGCGAGAGGAUCGUGUUUUCUGUGCUUUUCCGUGAUCAUUGCUGGGAGUUUUCACCCGGAAUGUACUUCCUUUCUCUGGAACAGCUGCCUCAAGCUCCUCUGACCGAUCUGUUGAUCAUCAACAACACAGGAUCCAGUAUUGAAGACGUUGUGCAGUCCCUGAAGCGUCAGGAUCUCGUUUUGGAAGUAGAUGAUGCUAGAAACCGAAAUGGCUCAGACGACCCUUCCUACAAUGGAGCCAUCAUCGUGUCUGGUGGCCACAAGGAUUACAGAUUUUCAGUUGCAUGCAAUACCAAGAGGAUGAACUGUUUUCCUGUUCUCAUUGGGAUUGUUAGCAAUGCCCUGCUUGGAAUCUUUAAUGUCACGGAGCUUAUUAAGACGGAGAGAAGCACGUUUCCGCCCGAUGACCCAAGAUGGGCAAUUGGCAUUUUGGAUUUUCUUUUGCUGCUCGUCGUAAACUGCCUUUCUCCUUACGUUGGGAUGAGCAGCGUCAGCGAUUACAAACAAAAAGCCCAAUCUCAGUUAUGGAUCUCAGGCCUCUGUCCUUCAGCAUACUGGUGUGGACAGGCCCUGGUGGACAUCCCAUUUUAUUUUGGAAUUCUUUUUUCAGUACAUUUAAUGUACUACAUAUUUUUGGAAUCCUCAAUUGUACUAGAAUUCCUGUUUGCUCUGGUGGUUUGUGUGGCUGGCUGUGCAGCGUGUCUUACGCUCCUCGCAUACGUGAUUUCAUUCCUCUUUCCCACGGGAAGGAAAAACAACGGCUUUUGGGCUCUCAGCUUUUUUCUUAUCUCAUUCUUCAUGCUCAUCCUCCUGGGACUAACUCGUUCUGAAAAUAUUAUAAUUUUAUGUAUAAUUUUAAUACCUUCAUGCACUUCAGUCUUUUUUCUUGCCCGAAUGAUAGAGCUGUCCUCUAUGUAUCACAGAAGGUCCGAAAGUCGGGACUCUGAGAAAAGUGCAGUUGAUGAAAUCAUGCUCCUAGCAGUCUUCAUACCAUACCUUCAGAUCAUCGUUUUUCUUUUUAUUAUACGGUGCCUGGAAAUGAAGUAUGGAAAAGAAACAAUGAGGAAAGAUCCAUUUUUCAGAAUCUCUCCAAGAAGAAGGGAAUAUCGUCCAAACCCAGAAGAACCGGAAGAAGAGGAUGAAGACGUUCACAGGGAAAGGGUGAAAACGGCGAACGCGCUCGCUGCGUCCGGCUCAGAUGAGAAGCCGGUAAUAUUGGCAAGCUGUUUACGCAAGGAAUAUGAACAGAAAAGGAAAAGGUGCUUUUCAGCAAGAAGGACGAAAACAGCCGUUCGGAACGUUUCCUUCUGUAUUAACAAAGGUGAAGUGUUGGGAUUGCUGGGGCACAGUGGAGCUGGGAAGAGCACUUCUGUCAAGAUGAUAACUGGGGACACAACGCCGACCGCGGGAGUGGUGGUGUUCGGUGGCCGCGGAACGCCUCCGGCGCGACAGGCAGGCGGCGGCCCCGGGGAUCUGGGGUACUGUCCGCAGGAGGAUGUGCUGUGGCCCAGCCUCACAGUCCGGGAACACUUGGACCUGUACGCGGCCGUGAGAGGCCUGGCCGAAGACGAGGCUGCUCUCAGCAUUUCAAGGCUGGCAGAUGCGCUGAAGCUGCAGGACCAGAUGGCACUCCCCACCAAGGCCUUACCCGAGGGGGCCAAGAGAAAGCUGAGCUUCGCACUGAGCAUCCUGGGGAGCCCGGCCGUGCUGCUCCUGGACGAGCCGACCACGGGGAUGGACGCCGAGGGGCAGCUGCAGAUGUGGCAGGCAAUCCAGGCCUUUGUUAAAAGCUCGGCGAGGGGCGCCCUGCUGACCACCCACUCCAUGGCCGAGGCAGAGGCUGUGUGCGACCGUGUGGCCGUCAUGGUGUCCGGAAGGCUGAGGUGUAUCGGUUCCAUUCAGCAUCUGAAAAGCAAGUUCGGCAAAGACUAUUUACUGGAGGUGAAGGUAAAGGCGCUCACCCUGGUGGAGCCUCUGCACACGGAGAUCCUCAAGCUCUUCCCCCAGGCUGCUCGGCAGGAGAGAUAUUCCUUCGUGAUGGCAUAUAAAUUACCCAUAGAGGAUGUUCACCCUCUGUCUCAGACCUUUUCCAAAUUAGAGGCAGUGAAACAGGCCUUCGACCUGGAAGAAUACAGCCUUUCCCAGGCCACCUUGGAGCAGGUAUUCUUAGAACUCUCCAAAGAGCAGGAGCUGGGGAAUAUGGAUGAUGACGUUGACACGACAGUCAGAUGGAAACUUCUGCCGCAGGAAGAGUCUUAAGACCCUGGACCUCCUCAUGUCAGAUGUUAGCUCUCACUGCAUCCUCAGUUCCCGUAACUGCAGAAGAAGCGCAUGU
Messenger RNA from Budorcas taxicolor (takin), 5082 nucleotides. It is a transcript of the gene ABCA10, whose product is annotated as ATP binding cassette subfamily A member 10. The transcript is spliced from 39 exons. Gene Ontology annotation, biological process: lipid transport; transmembrane transport. Gene Ontology annotation, molecular function: lipid carrier activity; ATP hydrolysis activity; ATP binding. The record is from RefSeq and is a predicted model, not a curated record. Gene Ontology annotation, cellular component: intracellular membrane-bounded organelle; membrane. Lineage: Eukaryota; Metazoa; Chordata; Mammalia; Artiodactyla; Bovidae. The coding region runs from base 54 to 5006 and encodes 1650 amino acids.